Messenger RNA from Lolium rigidum, 759 nucleotides. RefSeq names its product acid phosphatase 1. The record is from RefSeq and is a predicted model, not a curated record. Bases 1 to 759 code for a protein of 252 amino acids. Gene Ontology annotation, molecular function: acid phosphatase activity. NCBI's taxonomy places the organism in Eukaryota, Viridiplantae, Streptophyta, Magnoliopsida, Poales, Poaceae. The transcript is spliced from 3 exons.
AUGGCGUCGCUUGCUCUGCAGCUGGUGCUGUUCACGCUUGUCCUGCCGCCUCACCUCCUCGUCUCCGUCACCUGCGCCAAGUCGUGCUUCUGGCCGAGCUCGGCGCACGACGACGGCGGCUGCCUGAGCUGGCGCGUCAUGGUGGAGGCCAACAACGCGAGGGGCUGGCGCACGGUGCCCGCGCCGUGCGUCGGGUACGUCAGGAGCUACAUGACGCGCGGCCAGUACGGCAGGGACCUGGACAGCGUCAUGGAGCAGGUGUCCGCGUAUGUCGACCAGAUCGCCGCUGCCGACGACGGCCUGGACGCCUGGAUCUUUGACAUCGACGACACCUGCCUCUCCAACCUGCUCUACUACCAAGCCAAGCGCUUCGGGGCAUAUGAUCCAUUGGCUUUCAAGAACUGGGCUAGCCAGAGGGCUUGCCCGGGGAUACCUGCGGUUCUUCAGUUGUUCAUGACACUGCAAGACAAGGGAUUCAAGCUCUUCCUUCUCUCCGGGAGGGACGAGGAGACCCUGGGCUCGUGCACGUCCGAGAAUUUGGAGUCAGAGGGCUUCUCAGGAUACGAGCGGCUCCUGAUGAGAACUCCUGAUUACCGGGGGCAGAGCUCGUCGGUGUUCAAGUCGGCGAUGAGGAAGCAGCUGGUGGACGAGGGCUACAGGAUCCGCGGCAACGUCGGGGACCAGUGGAGCGACCUGCAGGGCGACAACGUCGGUGACCGUGUGUUCAAGAUACCAAACCCGAUGUACUUCGUGCCGUGA